Molecule: messenger RNA, 1134 nt
Organism: Micromonas commoda
Lineage: Eukaryota; Viridiplantae; Chlorophyta; Mamiellophyceae; Mamiellales; Mamiellaceae
Exons: 1
Coding region: 1-1134 (377 amino acids)
Source: RefSeq, a predicted model, not a curated record
AUGUCGUUCACCUCGGCCGUGUCCUCCGCGGUCGCGUCCCCCGCGGCGGGGCUCGCGAUCCGAGCGAUCCGGCGCGAAAAAUCAACCGCGACCGUCGCGCGCCGCGAUGACCGACCCGCGCGUCGCGUCGUGUCGCGCCCGCGUCUCGGCGAGCGCCUCUCCACCCGCCGCCGCGACCUCGUCGUCCCCGGCUCCUACGCCGCGGGCGCCCCGUCGUCCCGCGGUGACCCCGACGAGAACCCCUUCGACGCCAUGGACUUCGCCGAGUGGUUCAAGACGUUGAAGAAGGCGCCGUGGGACGAGGCGCCCAAGGCCUGGAAGGAGUUCUGGGCCGUCCGCACGCAGGCCGCGGUCAUCGAGAUGGACGUCGAGAAGGAGACCGUGGACGCCAAGGAGGUCGAGGGCAUCGGGUUGAACCCGCCCAAGGACAAGGCGGAGGCGAUCGAGCGGAUCAAGACCAACGCGGUGUACUACCGGCAAAACUAUCUCGUCGCCACGUGGGCGUACGCGCUCGUCAACUGCGUGAUGCCCCGGCACUUCGGCGCCAACCCCGGCGCGGUGGUGUUCCUUCUCGCCGCCGCCGGCGCGGUGCUGUGCGCCUCAGACGUUCUCCUCGGGGAGUUUUCCCUGUGGCUAAAGAGCGGCGGGCGGGACUUUGCUUGGAACGCGUCGAGGGUGGCGGGCGUCGACAGAUCGACGCUGAGGGGAGGGCUCGGCGCGGCGGCGGGGCUCGGACUGUGCGCCGCGGUGCUCGCGGAGGGAUCCGUGGCGCACCUCGCGGGUUCGCUCGCGUGGGGCGUCGCGCUGUCGCUUGCGCACGCGGCGUUCAGGCCCAUCGACCUCAAGAGCACCAUCAGCAACCUGUGGAAGGACGUGAAGGGGGUGCAGACGAAGGAGGAGGCGGCGGAGGUUGCCAAGAAGGGGGUGAAGGCGGUGCAGUCGUGGUGGAAGAACAGGCGGCCGAACGAGCCCACGCCGGUGGUGAUGACGAUGAAGGGGGAUCCGAACAAGGCUGCGCAGCAGUACUACGAGCAGCAGCAGCGGCAACAGAAGAAGGAUGACGACGACGUGGUGGACACCGACGGCUGGGCGCAGAGCGACUUCAAGGGCCGGCUUCCCGGCGGCAAGAAGUGA